Archocentrus centrarchus (flier cichlid) is the source of this 2198-nucleotide messenger RNA. It is a transcript of the gene phyhd1, whose product is annotated as phytanoyl-CoA dioxygenase domain containing 1. The record is from RefSeq and is a predicted model, not a curated record. Lineage: Eukaryota; Metazoa; Chordata; Actinopteri; Cichliformes; Cichlidae. The transcript is spliced from 12 exons. Bases 81 to 962 code for a protein of 293 amino acids.
CGCGUCACGUGGUCGGAAGCGCGCAGGCUGUGGUUUAUCCCGGUGACCCACGUACCGCGUAUCUCUUCCAGCGGAGCGACAUGGAUUUUAUGACAGAUCAGGAUGUGCAAAAGUACGCGGAGGAUGGAUACGUGGUUCUGGAUGGGCUGCUGACCUCGCAGGAGUGCAAUGAACUCAGACAGAGGAUGGCAGAGAUUGUGGACCGGAUGGACGUCCCCGAAUACUGCCGCACCACCUUCUCCACCUACCACGACGAGCAGCUAGAAAAACAGAUGCAGGGAAAUGCUGACUAUUUCAUCACAAGCGGAGAUAAGAUCCGCUUCUUCUUUGAGAAAGGGGUUUUUGAUGACAAAGGGGAGUUUAUUGUACCAAAGCAGCGGUCGGUAAAUAAAGUUGGACAUGCGCUGCAUGCCUAUGAGCCUUUGUACAAAAAGGUUACACAUUCAGCCAAGGUCCAGGGCAUAGCCAAAAAGCUGGGUCUUGUAAGUCCUGUGGUUCUCCAAAGCAUGUUCAUUUUUAAGCAACCAGGCAUCGGUGGGGAAGUGACGCCACACCAAGAUGCCACAUUUCUGUACACGGAGCCUCUGGGCAGAGUUAUUGGGUUGUGGAUCGCCCUUGAAGAUGCUACUGUCCACAAUGGCUGCCUGUGGUUUAUCCCAGGAUCACACAAAAGCGGUGUCACUAGACGCAUGGUGCGCACGCCAAAGGGCACCUUUCCUCUGACGGACUUUAUCGGUAGAGAGCGGGAAUAUGAUGAAGAGAAGUUUGUUCCCACGCCAGUUAAAAAAGGUGGCGUCAUCUUGAUCCACGGGGAGGUGGCGCAUCGAAGUGCUGAAAACACCUCAGAGGAUUCUCGCCAUGUCUACGCUUUCCACAUUAUGGAAGCCCAGGAGACCCGCUGGAGCCCUGACAACUGGUUGCAGCCCACUGAAGACCUACCUUUCCCGCCUCUCUACACUUGAAGGAUUCUUUGGCACUGGGUGCUGCACAAGAUUCAAAGUUCCCAAAGAAUAACGGGAAAAGUGUUGCAAUUUUUGAUGGCUUUUUUAAAAAAAAUGGUAUUGCAAUAACUUACUGAAACCAAGAAUAGUCAUGCUUGCAAUAGUUUUUUUUCGUAAGGGUUUAAAUGAUCUUGUUAUACCAGAAAACAAAAGACUGAUUCAUUAGAAAUCAUUUAUCAAUAGUAGCUAAGUUUUAUGUAUGACCCAUGAUAUAGAGAAAAAUAGACACGCAAAAUAAGAAUUAUCCUGCACCACUGUGCUGCCUGCAAAAUAAAAUGAUUUUAAUCACAAGUAUAUCCUGCCUUCCCUACAAUUUGCACACUUCUAGUAUAGCUCUUCUGAGGCACAUUCAGUCUGAAGGCUUUACUACCAGUUUACCAUUCCUUGAAAUUGUGUACAUCUGGAAAAUAGGCUUUGAGAUACAUUUUUUUUUCCCUUGGUUAUUGGGUGUGUCAGAAGUGACACCCAGUCAGCCGAAACAUGUAUAUAAACCACAUCAAAUUAAUCUGUUGGGCUAUAGAUCAGCUGCUGUCUUUAAAGGUUUUCAGGCUGUUUAACACCAUCGGGACUUUCUUGCAUGCCAUAAGAAAACAUCUAAACAGCACUCUGAUUUUGCAGCAUACAGCACUGUAAUUAUAGUCAGACCUUCCGAAGUGUCUUAGUAACAUUGUAAUAAGUCUUUUAACUCACACAAUUAGUAUUUGGGCCAGCUUUCCCUCCUGGCUUUAAAUAGACUUUAUCAAUGUUACGCUUUUUCAGUCAAAACACUUCAAGCACACACACACACACACAUUCCUAGCAUUUUUUUAAUACUUCAAUAUACCUUGCACCCUGUACAGUGUUUUUCCUAUCCACAGUCUCACAUGCUGCUGAUUUGGCUGCAGAAGUGCUGUUUUCAUCCUGUAUUAUGAGUUUUUAAAUCUUUGGAUUUUUGUACCAUUUUAAUUUGAUCUUCCUUUGUAAACUAUAAUAAAAAAAAUGGUAAUGGAAGAAUUUAUUAGUUUUACAAGAAAAUAAUUGAAAGCAUGGCCAUCUUCUGGUUCCUUACUCACCUACAUUUGACUGUGUAGCCCUAUCCAGCAUUAUUUUAACAGAAAUGUCUUCAGUUAUUAAUUUUGGCUUUUACUUUUUCAACAAACUCAGAGUUGUUUUUAAAAGUGGCUGAAAAACUGACUGAAAUAAACAUUUUUAAACAUG